Molecule: messenger RNA, 1537 nt
Organism: Panthera uncia (snow leopard)
Lineage: Eukaryota; Metazoa; Chordata; Mammalia; Carnivora; Felidae
Product: outer dense fiber protein 4-like
Exons: 5
Coding region: 279-1358 (359 amino acids)
Source: RefSeq, a predicted model, not a curated record
UCCAUAAUCGCCGGGUCAGCAUCCAAGAGCCCCCGCCCAUUAUCCAUAAUCGCCGGGUCAGCAUCCAAGAGCCCCCGCUCAUUAUCCAUAAUCGCCGGGCCAGCAUCCAAGGGCCCCCACCCAUUAUCAACAGUCACCGGGUCAGCAUCCAAGAACCCUUGUCCAUUAUCCACAAUCGCCGGGUCAGCAUCCAAGACCCUCCACUAGUCCACAGUCGCUGGGCCAGUAUCCAAGAUGUGCCACCCAUUAUCAACAGUUGCUGGGCCAGUACUGAGGACAUGCCAUCCACUGUGAGCAGUCAUUGGCUCAGUAUCCAAGAUACACCGUCAGUUACCUACAGUCACCGUUUGAAGACCCAAGAUGUUCCACCAAUUUUCCAAACUCACCACUUCAGCAUCCAAAACUCUCCAUUACUUCCUCACGUCUCCCUGGACAAUGUAGAGUCCCUUAACUACAAUAGUAGUCAAGUCAGUAGCCAAGACCACCUUCCAACAAGUCAGAGUCCUUGUUUAAGUACUCAAUGCCUCACAUUGCCAAUCCGGGCCAAAGUCGAUGUCCCCCCUUCAAUUACUCACAGCCCCACGGCCAGUGUCAAAAGCACUGAUUCAAUUAUCUGGACCACCCAGGAGAGUUUCAAAGACUCUAUGGACAGCUCCCUGUACAACCCAAGUACUCUAGACGACAAUAUCCAGAGCAUACGUUCAAGCAGAUCUGCUGAGAUGGAUUCUGGCGGGUGUCAGAGAAGGAGUAAAUGCAGGUAUUCACAGUUGCCCAUGGGCUGGCGGCUGCUGCAUGGAGCCAAGAAGAUCGGCCGUCAGGUGAGCCUGGCACUGAGCCUGGCUGGCAUGGUGAUCAUCGGUCUCAUCACCCUGGGCCAGCCCUGGAUCCACUUCCGGGUUCCAUUGACAUCCCCUGGGGAUCCUGAUGGCCCCUCGACCAUCCCCAUCAACACCAUCUUCUUUGUGCAGUGCCCUGACAUCUCCUGCCUUCAUGAGUACGACCAGAAUGCUUACUUGUUGGACUUUGCCUGGGCCUUUCUCAUCCUUGCCAGUAUUGCCGGCUUCUGCCUCUGCAUCAUGCUCAUAAACAUCAUCUUCUUCACCAGCUCCAACUUACCUGUGCUGGACUUCUCCAACGUCAUCAUCAGCAUCCUGACAGGGGCCAGCAUGAUACUGGGUAUCCUGUUCUACCUGAUGCAGGCCCAUGAGUACCUGCAGGAAGGCAUGACCUACACUCUGGGGCUCAGCUUCUACCUGGCGUGGACCGGCAUCUUUCUCUUCCUGAUGAGUGGUUUCCUUUCCUACCUGAACUACAUGAACUUCUGGUCCAUCCUGGCGCUCCAGGCCAUCUGGACUUGAUGGCGCUCCAGGACACAGGAAUGACCCCACCGCUGGUCUGCUCCCACAGCUCCCUGCCAAGCACUUGACAACCCUACUCUCUAGUCCCCCACCCCCACUGAGAGUCUUGCCCUUUUCGGUCCCCUCUUAAUCCCCCCACUCAGAUUAAUAAUCUGUAUAUUUAAAUAAUCUGUACCUUU